Messenger RNA from Rhagoletis pomonella (apple maggot), 697 nucleotides. It is a transcript of the gene Ufm1, whose product is annotated as ubiquitin-fold modifier 1. The record is from RefSeq and is a predicted model, not a curated record. The transcript has a single exon. Gene Ontology annotation, biological process: protein K69-linked ufmylation. Gene Ontology annotation, cellular component: cytoplasm; nucleus. NCBI's taxonomy places the organism in Eukaryota, Metazoa, Arthropoda, Insecta, Diptera, Tephritidae. Bases 317 to 586 code for a protein of 89 amino acids.
AAUUAUCGCAUGCUUCGCCAAUUGCAUAGUCAAGUGGGAAUUCCUAAAUAGACGAAGUGCAAAUUGGCAAAUAGAUAAAUUUAUCUAAAAUUCCCAAAUAUUAUCAUCGUUUAUCAUAAUAAAUCAGAAAUUUGCCAAUUUUUUCUUGGAAAAUUCGAGCAGAUAUAAAAAUAGCUGGUUUACACAUUGGAUAUUGGCAGCUUUGAAAACAAGUUCUUAAAACUGACCACGUCACAACACCUGAAAGCAGACGUGCGCACCACUGCAUAUCUCAACCACUAGAAACUGCACGGCGGUACAAAUACCAACAUAAGCCAUGAGUUCAAAAGUAACCUUUAAAAUUACACUAACAUCGGACCCCAAGCUUCCAUUUAAGGUGCUUAGUGUACCAGAAGGUACGCCCUUCACAGCAGUGCUGAAAUUUGCUGCUGAAGAAUUUAAAGUGCCAGCGGCAACAAGUGCCAUAAUUACAGACGACGGAAUUGGCAUCAGCCCACAACAGACAGCAGGCAAUGUUUUUUUGAAACACGGAUCAGAGUUGCGAUUGAUUCCUAGAGACCGUGUCGGCAGUAGACACGGAAUGUGAUUUAACAAUAAUAAAAGCGUAUCCUUUUAUAUGAAAAAAUUCCAGUAGAUGCAGUCAGCGUUGAUAAAAUUACAAACUAAACUAAACAAAAAAUAAAAAACUGAAAAAGAA